AUGUAUCAGCCACAACAAGGACAACAACAACAACAGUAUUAUCCACCACCUCCGACAAUGCAACAAAAUCAAAAUUAUUACCCACCGCCAGAACAACAGUAUCCGCCACCAGAUUAUAAUACAUCCUACCAACAGCAAGCACCUUAUUCCGAAGAACCCAAUAAAGGCAUCAAACCCUCGAGUGGAUGGAAUGAUGUCUGGGCUACGGUACUUUGGCUACUCAAUUUGGGUGCAUUUAUUGGAUUAGCUGUUGUUGCCAUUAGUACAUACAAUAGCCAUGGCACGACCUACGGGGGUGUCCAAUCAUCAAACCCUUAUUCUGGAUUAACCUUUGAUACAUCUACUUUUGUCAUCUUUGGAUACGCGGCUGUAGUUGGAUUUGGUAUAAGUUUAUUAUAUUUGAUUAUUGCCAACAUGUUUCCAGGACCAUUGAUCUACAUCACGUUCAUUGGAUCGAUCAUUGUUUACUUUGGAGUGACAAUCUAUUACUUUGUUAGACAUUAUUACUCAGCAGCCAUCGUCUUUUUGAUCUUUUCGUGUCUUUAUGCUCUUUGCUUUUUUUGGUGGAGAAGUAGAAUCCCUUUUGCAACAGUCAUGCUAAAGACCAUUGUGGACAUCACUCGAAAGUAUCCAAGCACUAUGUUCAUUGGUAUCCUAUCACUCAUCAUUCAAACCGCAUUCUCAUUCUGGUUUAUGUUUACCGUCAUUGGCAUCUAUCAAGCAUGGUACAGCUCAAGUAGCAAUAACUCUCGAUUGAAUUGUGCCAUGGUCUUUUUGGUCUUUUCGUUUUAUUGGACCUCACAAGUGAUUACCUAUGUAACUCAUGUUACGCUCGCGGGACUCUUUGCCACCGUCUAUUUCCUAAACGACGGUAUCAAACAUCCUAUCUGGGGCAGUGCCAAACGCGCUCUGACCACUAGCUUUGGUUCUAUUUGUUUUGGAUCUCUCUUGAUUGCCCUCAUUAACUUGGUUCGAUUCUUUUUACGCGUGGCUCAAUCCAAUACGGAUAAUGCAUGUGCUGCAUUCUUUAUUUGCAUCAUCCAAUGUAUUGUCAACUGCUUUGCUGGACUAUUUGAAUGGUUCACUUAUUAUGCUUUCAGUGGCGUAGCAAUCUACGGUAAACCGUUUAUUCCUACAGCUCGAAACACAUGGAACAUGGUCAAGGACCGUGGCAUUGAAGCCAUGAUCAAUGACAACUUAAUUGGUAAUGUCCUGUUUAUGGGCGGAUUACUCGUAGGUGUUCUCUCUGGUCUAUUAGGAUUCAUUUAUCUGGAAGUAAGCAAACCUCCAUAUAAUGCUAAUGGAGGCAUGACGCCUGUCAUCAUCAUGAUGUGCUUCUUGAUCGGUGCUUCCAUGUUUUCAACCGUUGCGACUGUGAUUUCGAGUGGUGUGGCUACUACUUUUGUUUGUCUUGCAGAAGAUCCAGAUGCUUUGAGGAGAUCAAAGCCUGAGCUUUAUGAAAGCAUUCGCCAGACUUGGCCAAGAGUCGUUCAAGGCGUAUAG
This is a messenger RNA of Rhizopus microsporus ATCC 52813, 1503 nucleotides long. Its product is annotated as DUF580-domain-containing protein. Lineage: Eukaryota; Fungi; Mucoromycota; Mucoromycetes; Mucorales; Rhizopodaceae. Gene Ontology annotation, molecular function: transmembrane transporter activity. The coding region runs from base 1 to 1503 and encodes 500 amino acids. The transcript is spliced from 5 exons. The record is from RefSeq and is a predicted model, not a curated record. Gene Ontology annotation, cellular component: plasma membrane. Gene Ontology annotation, biological process: transmembrane transport.